AUGUCUGCAGUUUCAACCUCAACCGUUAAUCCACAGGGACAGGGAGUUCGCCAAUCGGCUAGACAGACUCGUACAAACCCUUCUCGAACCUCGAAAACCGUCGGUCGAUCCUCUUUUGGCUAUGGUCGCGGCUCGACAGCCGAGAUCCCCUCUACGCCCCCUGUGCCUCAUGGCUUUUAUCCUGCCCUCACACAUUUCACCGAUGCGAUCACUGCUCUUCCUCGCGAGUUUCGUCGUCACAAUUCUCUCUUGAAAGAAGUAGACGCUAAGGCGUGGGCGUUGGAGGAAAACCUCUUGCAGCUGCUUGAGCUUUCCUCUGCGUCGCAUCCUGUGCCUGGUCCACAGCAUCCAGCUCCCAUUGUUGCUGGCGUAGUACGAGAUGAUGUAUUACCCAAGGAGCUUUCCCAGGUGCCCGAGUCACCCGAAAGUAAAAACCGUCGUCUCCUCUUUGACCGCGUGCGCCAAAGCCUCUCCGAUCUCAUGAUGACAGCUGAUGAGAAAAACCAUGUGAUUUCGAAUGCGAAUGAGGAAUUGGACCGUCAGGUUAUUCGUCUGGAUACCGUUUUCCCGUACAUUGCGGGCGAGAUCAGCGAAGAAGCGCGCCUGGGUAGCCUGUCGCACUGGGCAUAUUCUAAUAAGAAUGCCGCCAAGACGACAGCUAAUGAGCGCCCACGCCGUGAAGCUGUCUCGCAUAGACAGGAUCUGGCGCAUGCGCUUCAUGAGGCUGAAGCUGCUAGUCGUAGCGAGCAGCGGCGCGAAGCGGUCAUGGCGCGGAAACAGCGUCGUACAAAUGCGGAUGCUGAUUAUGAAGAUACUCGUGGGGCUCGGAAGCCUGCGACUGCCAAGUCUCGUGGGGAGAAUGCGGGGACUGAGCAGGGUGCUACUACUAAGCGUCGGAAGGUUGAAAGACCUCCCGCUAUGGAUCUGGCUACCCCGAUGGAACGCUCUGCUAGUGGUGCUACUAGCCAGAGAGGUACCAAUAAGGAUGGAACAGAGAAGAAGCGCCGUGCUCCCAAUGCAGGGACUACUGCAGCUCGGAAGAAGACGAAUGCUGCUUCGAAUGCUGGAUCUCCUGUCCUGGCUCCUUCCCCUCUUAUUGGCACUUUCAAUGCCCCGCGUGGAGCUGCAAGCCCUGGUCCUGCUCCUAAUGCAGCAGCACGUCCGCAAUCCUCUCGAGCUCAGCAGAAUGCGGGACAAGCAAACAACACUCGACAAAGGCCCUCAUCAUCAGCUUCGAAUCGUGUCACGCAAGCGAACACCAAACCCGCCGACCCCAGAUCCACACCCCGCGACGGACCCCUCAAAACAGAAACCACAAACUCCGACGCAAACCGAAAUUACGAAGGCGAAGCUGCACGCAUUGCAGCACCUACAGGAGCCAAGCGUGAUGAGGUGGACGGACGCCCAGCAGAAGCCAUCGAGACCGAGCAGCCUAAAGGCCGAAACUCCAAGACCUCUACGCCAUUGCUUCCAUUCGCCGAGCCUGUCCAGCCUCGAUCUCGUCCAACGCGGAGUACAGAUCCCGCACCGAAUAAGCGCAACGCUAAGAAGACCGCUGUGCCGGUUCCUCCUAUCCCAUCUGACGAGGAAUCCAUUCACGAAGGUGAUGACGAAGAUGAAGAUGGAGAACCCCGAUACUGUUAUUGUAAUGAGAUCAGUUUCGGUGAGAUGGUCGCGUGUGACAAUGAUGCUUGUCCGCGCGAGUGGUUCCACUUGUCUUGUGUAGGGUUGACCAAACCGCCUGGGAAAAAUGUCAAAUGGUAUUGCAAUGAGUGCAAAGAGAAUAUGCGGAGAGGUCGAAAUGGGCGGUAA
Messenger RNA from Penicillium malachiteum, 1812 nucleotides. RefSeq names its product putative PHD finger domain protein (Ing1). The record is from RefSeq and is a predicted model, not a curated record. The coding region runs from base 1 to 1812 and encodes 603 amino acids. Lineage: Eukaryota; Fungi; Ascomycota; Eurotiomycetes; Eurotiales; Aspergillaceae. Gene Ontology annotation, cellular component: Rpd3L complex; Rpd3L-Expanded complex; nucleus. The transcript has 5 exons. Gene Ontology annotation, biological process: regulation of DNA-templated transcription.